AUGGGAUCGCCAAUUUCCCCCAUUGUUUGUAAUCUGUACAUGGAACAUUUUGAACAAUUAGCUCUUGAGUCAGCACCUCAUCCUCCAAUAUGGUGGUUUCGAUAUGUUGAUGAUACACACACUAAACUCAAGAAAGAAUUCUCGCAGGAAUUUACUGAUCAUCUGAACUUGAUUGAUCCGGACAUUCAAUUCACCACUGAAGGUGAGGAAGGACGGUCGCUGGCAUUUCUUGACACUUUGACGGUUAUUCAACCAGACGGCAACUUGGACAUCAAAGUUUACCGUAAACCUACGCACACCGACCAAUACCUGAACUUUUCCUCUAAUCACCCACUUGAACAUAAGCUUGGUGUGAUCAAGACUCUUUUCCAUCGAGCGGAAGCGGUUAUCACAGAUCCAGUCACCGUUUCUGAGGAAAAAGCACACGUUAAACGGGCUCUCUCCAAGUGCGGCUAUCCUAGUUGGGUCUUCAACAAGAUCGAUAACUCAGCUAAAAGAAAGUCUCCGCCUAGAAAGGACAACCCCAAGCCACCCAAAAGACAGAUUGUACUUCCAUACGUUAAAGGAUUAUCGGAAGCCCUUCGUAGGAAUUUCAGUCAAUUUGGCAUUAGGGUGUGUUACAAACCAACAAGGACCCUUAGACAGUACUUGGUUGCGCCGAAAGAUAAGACAGAGAAGAAGGAUAUCACCGGUCCUAUUUAUUUGAUUCCUUGUCAAGGACAGACGACUAAGGGUCUAUGUCAGGUAUCUUAUAUAGGAGAAACAGAACGUUCCCUUAGGACAAGAUUCCUUGAACACCGACGCCCUAGCUCCACUUCCUCCGAGGUAUCUCAGCACAUCCACAUCGAAUCCCCUGGCCAUCGUGUUGACAUCAACAAGGUACAAGUGCUGGACAGGGAACCGCGGUACUUCGAGAGAGGUGUGAAAGAGGCCAUCGACAUCCGGGCGUUCAGACCUUCUCUCAACAGAGACGGGGGGCGAUACAAGCUUCCGAAUGUCUACGACCCGAUCAUCGACCAUUACGUCACUAAGGUCAAAUCGGGUCACAUCGCUGACGAAGGUUGCAGUUAG
Messenger RNA from Lytechinus pictus (painted urchin), 1071 nucleotides. RefSeq lists its product as uncharacterized. The record is from RefSeq and is a predicted model, not a curated record. The coding region runs from base 1 to 1071 and encodes 356 amino acids. The transcript has a single exon. Lineage: Eukaryota; Metazoa; Echinodermata; Echinoidea; Temnopleuroida; Toxopneustidae.